Molecule: messenger RNA, 3396 nt
Organism: Amphibalanus amphitrite
Lineage: Eukaryota; Metazoa; Arthropoda; Thecostraca; Balanomorpha; Balanidae
Exons: 7
Coding region: 280-2856 (858 amino acids)
Cellular component (GO): extracellular region
Molecular function (GO): chitin binding
Source: RefSeq, a predicted model, not a curated record
CGCGACAGACCCGGUCAGACCAGCGCGCCGCGCGCCACAGAAGCCCCGAGACCGGCAGCGGAGGUCGCGGGGACAGGUGGCGGUGGCCGUGGUUCUCUGCAGGUUCAGACACGGCCCUGAGUGCUGUGUCACAUACCUGCAGGCGGUGUCCUUUGGCUCGCCUCGGACGGAGGAGGACUGUGUGCUGCGUGGAUUGUGACUGUGGGGCGGGACGUGCACAGAGUGGGCUGCUGAGGCUGGACAGGUCGGAAUGUGCUGCUAAGCCACCGCGCGACUGCCAUGGACGUCCAUAGACCACCACUUCUCGUCAUCUGUGUGGCGCUGUUUGGAGCGGCUGCCGUCCAGGGUGCCGGCUACAGCACGCCGCGGGCUGCGGCGCUGGACCAGCAGCAGACAGAGGUGUCGCCGGUGCGUCUGGAGAUCACGGUGCCGGUGGCGGCCGACCAGCUGGUCCGGCUGGCCGCCGGCUCCAGCCCGGACGUCUGGAGGGCGGUGCUCGAGCAGACCCCGGACGCGGCGCGGCGCUCCCUGCUCGCUCAGCUGCGGGCCCGCCGCCGGUCGCAGUCCGGUGACCCGCACCGGGCCCGGUCACAGAGGUCACGGCACCGGGGGCACCGGCAGAGGGCCCGGGGCGGCGGCCUGGCCGCGCGGCUCUCCUCCUACCCGGGGAUAGCGGCCGAUACCUCCAGCCGGCGGAGCUACUCCACCCUGGAGAGGCACUCGGACGGCCGGCGGCGCGUCUCCUCUGGGUCGAGUCGGCCAGAGGCCCAGUCGACCCACCAGUGGUCGGCGGGGUACCGGGAGGACACGGACACUCCGAGCGGGACGGCGCCGUCCCCGGGCGGACAUCACACCGGCGGGGCGCACCAGGCAGCCGGUCCCGCCGACCACUGGGGGUCACCGGCAGCGACCACCUACCGGCCUGGGCUUCCACAGGUCACCAGCUACCGCCCGAGGGCGCCAGAGGUCACCAGCUACCGCCCGAGGGCGCCGGAGGUCACCACCUACCGCCCGAGGUCACCAGAGGUCACCACCUACCGCCCGAGGACGCCAGAGGUCACCACCUACCGACCAGAGGGGUCGGGCGGGCGGCGCGCCCGGGCCAAGUUGACCACCUUCGGGCCGGCGCAAACCGACCCUCUCGGAGUGUCCUCGGCGGGAUACGGUCCACCCCGUCCAGGGGCGGCUCCAGGUCACUCUGCAGAGCGGGAGUGGGACCGGAGCUCCGGACCCAGCCGGGAGCGGACACAGGACUCGGGACCCAGCUGGGACCGAGACUGGGACUCGGGACCCAGCUGGGACCAGAAGGACCACUACGAGGAGGGACUCGAAUGGCUGAAGGACGUGGUACCAGGUGUGCCCGGAGACGACUACCCGAUCCUGGCCGAGAUCCCCGAGACGGACUUCUCGUGCGCCGGCCGGCCCCAGGGCUACUUCUCGGACGUCUUGGCCAGGUGUCAGGUAUACCACGUGUGUCACGGGACGUUCCAAAAGAGCUCCUUCAUCUGCCCGAACGGUACCGUGUUCAGCCAGCCGCUGGCCACCUGUGACUGGUGGUUCAACACGGAGUGCUCGGACGGCCUGCCGCUGCCCAGCUCCACGUUCAGGGUAGGGGCGCCGACCACCUCCACGUUCAGGGUGAGUCGGCAGGUGUCGCAGCACAUGUUCGAGCACGACUGGGUGGACGACUACGAGGACUCUGACGUCACCGACUCUGACGUCAUCAGCCAUGACGUCACCGACCCUGAUCGGUCGUCGGGGGCACGCGGUGGGCCCGGAGCCCUCCAUAACACCCCACGGACGGCGCAGCACAGAGCCACAGAUAGGGUGCCGGUCCCCGCCGAUCGCAGCGCCCCUAGCGGCGACCGCAGCGCUCCUAGCGGUGGUGACCGCAGCGCCCCUAGCGGUGGCGACCGCAGCGCCUCUGGCGGCGACCGCAGUCCCCCAGCUAACGGCGUCACCUGGCGGUCUCCGUUCGCUGGCCAGCCCCUGUCCGGCUCAACCGAGGCGUACCGCCGCCCUGAGCGACACUUGGCGGCCGUUGCGGCGCCUCCAGAAGAGCGGCCAGGUACCGUCACUGCGGCAAGGCACGAGCGCGGCGAAACGUCCGUGAAACAGGGCAGAGACGGAGCCGGAGCCGGAGCUGAUGCCAGCACGGGAGCCGGCGCCGGCGCGCCGCCGUUCGUGGUGCGGGUCAGCUACGGCGGCGGCGGCGGCCGCACCACCAGCGAGCUCCAGUUCGGCCCGCGGGCGGCGCGCAGCUUCCUGAGCAGGGCGCAGCUGCGCGGCUGGAGUUUCCCGUCCGGCGGGAGCGCCGGUACGGAGCCGGCCCGGGGCCCUGUGACACAGACGGCGCGCGUGGCUCGGCACCUGGCUGAGGCCGGCCGGCCGCGGACCGGCGCCGGCCGGCGGCUCCAGGCCGGCGGCGUGUCUCCGAGACCGUCCCCCGACCACCGACCCCCGUCCACGCGCCGGUCUGUGGUCCAGCCGGCGCCGGGCGGCCCAGAGACCCGAGUCCACCCACCCACAGACGCACGCGCCGGGCCGGCGGCAGAGAGACGAGCGGGGCAGAGGGAGGAGCGGGACGGGAGCGUCCACUGGGGGACCACCAUCCCCUCCGUGGCACAGGAGGAGACCCCGCCCGAGGAGGCACCCAGACACAGACGGCGGGGCGGCCGAGAGCAGUUCCACAACUCGCCGACAGAUGUCACUAGCAGUACCACCGGCCGCAGUGAGCGGCUCGCCGACGGCCCGGCGGAAUACGAUGAUCUCCUCAGCAGCGCGUCGUUCCGCAGUUUUGGUCUGCGGAUUCCCAGCGGGCCGUCGCCUGAGGACCGACACCACAGGACCGUCUAGCGGACCGCCGGGCCGUUUCGGCUAAAGCUGUUUGUGGUCCGUCCAUUCCGCGAGCGCAGAAUGGCGGCCGUAAAACGUUAUUGUUGUUGCAUAAUGCAUAAGGGUACGGCCAUGUGCGAGUGCUGGCCGUUGUGGGAGCACCGCUGGCGGUCGGUGUGCUCCAGUGUGGUGUGGCGGCCCUCCGCUCGUUAGGAGCCUGUGUACUUAUCAGCUGUGCUCCGGCGUGGUGUCCCGGCCCUCCGCUCCAGUCAGGGGCGGCCGGGACCUGCUCAUGGGCGCGGGUCUGCCCACAUACUCUGCCUGCCGAGAGCCAUAUAACAUGGAGCUGUCUCUGUCCAUCAUCCAUAGUCUUGCGACAAUUGUUAGUGGAUGGGUAUAUCUGGUUUAUGUGAGUGACCUUCUAAGUAGUUAUCCGCUGUUUUGGAGCACAAAAUGUACCAAAUAAACCAAGAUGAAAAUGUGCCGGUACCUGCUGAAUCACACUUGCCAGUCUGUGACAGUGUGACAUGGCACCCGUGCAAUAAACUAUCGAAUUAAUGA